Molecule: messenger RNA, 318 nt
Organism: Penicillium antarcticum
Lineage: Eukaryota; Fungi; Ascomycota; Eurotiomycetes; Eurotiales; Aspergillaceae
Product: hydrophobin family protein
Exons: 3
Coding region: 1-318 (105 amino acids)
Cellular component (GO): fungal-type cell wall
Molecular function (GO): structural constituent of cell wall
Source: RefSeq, a predicted model, not a curated record
AUGCAAUUCUCCGUCCUCUCUGUCAUCUCCCUCGUCGGUGCUGGCAUGGUCUCCGCCAUGCCCCAGGCUGGUGGUUUAAUGCAGCGCUCCGAGUGUAUCAAGCCUAUCCUCUGUUGUGGCACCCUCACCACCCCUCUUGACCAGACUGUCGACCCCAUCCUUGAGGAGCUUGGUGUCAAUGCCGCCGAGAUUGUCGGAUCUAUUGGUCUCGCAUGCCACGCCUACGAGGCUGCUAAGUGUGACACCCCUCCCCAGUGCUGCAGUGAGGCCAACCUCUUGGGUGGCACUGUCGCUCUCGGAUGUGCUGAUCUCGAGUAA